AUGGAGUGUCUCAGGAGCAGCAACAGCAGCAGCAACAACAAAAACAGCAACAGCAGCAACAGCAGCAGCAGCAGCAGCAGCAGCAGCAGCAGCAGCAGCAGCACGGACCUUGACUGUCUUAUUGCCUCAACACUCGAAGACCUAGCAGAGUUCUCCAUCUCCCCCAAUCAGCAGCAGAAACAGCAGCAGCAGCAGCAGCAGCAGCAAAAUGCUGCUCUGCAACAGCAACAUGCGCCACUGCAGCAGCAGCAGCAGCAGCAUGCGCCACUGCAGCAGCAGCAGCAGCAGCAGCAGCCCUGUCCGCCGGUAAUCCUCGCAUCAGAAAGGGCAGCAUGUGCUGUAGAAGCUGCAGCAGCAGCUGCUGCUGCAUCUGCUACUGCAGCCACUGGUGUGGAGAAAACACCAGCAGCAGCAGCAGCAGCAGCAGCAGCAGCAGCAGAACUUGCGACGGCCGCAGCAGCAGCAUCAACAGCAUCAACAGCAGCAGGAGCAUCAGACUGUGAUCCUUUAAGUUUUUGUGUACAGGGGUUGGAGCGGGAGCUGCAGCAGCUGAGGCAGUCUCUCCCCGUGCCUGCUGCUGCUGCUGCGAAUAGCCCCUCAGCAGCAGCAGCAGCAGCAGCAGCAGCAGCAGCAGCUGGAGCUUCUUCGCCUGAUGAUGACUCCGGUCUUUUUAAUUUGCUGCAGACCCUGACGAAUGUGCUGCAGGCAGUCGGGAAGGAAACUUCUGCUGCUGCUGCUGCUGCUGCUGCUGGUUCUGGCGAUGAUUCAGGUACAGCAGCAGCAGCAGGAGCAGCAGAAUCAUCGGCGGCAGCAGCAGCAGCAGUAACUCCGGACGUUCUUGCUGCUGCUCUGCAGAGCUUGAAUGGUGAUGCUCCCCCACUUGCAGCAAUAGCUGAGCCAGUGCAGCAGCUGCUGCAGCUGUACGAGCCUUGGCUGGAGCAGCAGCAGCAGCAGCAGCAGCAGCAGCAGGCAGCAAGUGUGCCGGCUGAUGAGUUGCGGCGUUAUGAGAAGCAAGUUGCUGUUUACAGGCGUAUUGUCUUCUUGUGUGAGCAGCAGCAGCAGCAGCAGCAGAAGCAGCAGCAGCAGCAGCAGCAACAGCAGCAGCAGCAGCAAGCAACGGGGACAGUAGCAGCUGCUGCAGCAACAGCAGCAGCAUGGGAGGUGCUGCUUGAGCUGCAGCAGAAGCUGGAGGAAGCCUGUAACUUAGGAGACAUUCCCCCUGAAGUCCAGCAGCAACUCGCUGCAGCAGAAGCAGCUGCUCCGCCAUCUGCUGCUACUGGCCUAGUGUCGCAGCAGCAGCAGCAGCAGCAGAAGCAAGUAGCUGGAAGCAGCACAACGGGCGCUUCCACUUCACCGGCCUCUGGGAACAGCAGCAACAGCAAUAGCAGCAGCAGCAGCAGCAACAGCAGCAGCAGCAGCAGCAGCAGCAGCGGAGUAGUUGGAGAUGAGCUUUCGGAGUUCUUUGAUUUUGUUGCUGCGCUGCAGUCUGCUGCAGCAGCAGAAGGCAUAGAUCUGCUCGACGGUAAUUUAAUGCAGCAGCUGCUGCAAGGUAAUGAUAAGGACCCGCGAAUCACUACGCUUCUAGACAAUGUAGAGAAGCAGCAGCAGCAGCAGCAGCAGCAGCAGCAGCAAAGGCAGCAGCAGCAGCAGCCACAAGGGCAGCAGCAGCAGCGCGAACUGCAGCAACCAGGCCAACAGCAGCAGCAGCAGCAGCAAAAGAAGAAGGAAAUGAUGCAGGUUAAAGAAGCAGAAGAAAGAUGUAGACAGCAGUAG
Messenger RNA from Eimeria acervulina, 1773 nucleotides. RefSeq lists its product as hypothetical. NCBI's taxonomy places the organism in Eukaryota, Apicomplexa, Conoidasida, Eucoccidiorida, Eimeriidae. The transcript has a single exon. The coding region runs from base 1 to 1773 and encodes 590 amino acids. The record is from RefSeq and is a predicted model, not a curated record.